AUGGGCGGCCACUAUUUGAGGCUCGCGGUAGGGCGGGCGGAGGCGGACGCGAUGAAUGAACAUCGGCGGAUACGUACUAAGGUAUAUGUGCUGAAUGUGCGCAGAGACAACCGUUUGAAGACCGCGGAGGCGGGGCGCAGAGCGGAUCUCUCGGGGGGCAGCAUGUCGCGCGGCGUCCUAGCACGGUGUGCCGCCGGCAGCGAGUCUGAACGAGCAGCGAGCCUGAUCGCUCCCCGCCGC
Messenger RNA from Iphiclides podalirius (scarce swallowtail), 240 nucleotides. The record is from the annotation of a GenBank genome assembly. NCBI's taxonomy places the organism in Eukaryota, Metazoa, Arthropoda, Insecta, Lepidoptera, Papilionidae.